GUAAAAAGAGAAGCUGAAAGGAAAACGCACAUAGCCUCCCUCCGUCACCCAUUACAUUACAGACACCCAAAGAGAAAGAAGAAAGACUCCAAACAAUUACUCUCAUUUUCCUCGGAAACGAACGAUGGAGAGAGCUACACUUUCCCCGAGUCUUAAUCAAAGUUACCUGCUUUCUCCUUCACGCGCCUCCACCACGCGCCUCCAUUCAUUCUCCUUCACUCGGAACUUAUCGCCAUCAACUUCCUCCAUCAAGCUUCAGCCUUCUUCUUCCUCUGUCUCUUCAAGUUUCAUCAAUGGCGGAGUCUCUCUUACUCGGUGCAACGCCGUCCUGUCAAACUCUUCUUCCAGUACGGAUGCGUCUGAGGUAGCCGACAUAGAUUGGGACAACAUCGGGUUCGGUCUUAAGCCGACCGAUUACAUGUACGUCAUGAAAUGUAACCUUGGGGGUGAGUUCUCUAAUGGUGAGUUGCAACGUUUUGGGAACAUUGAAGUCAGCCCAUCUGCUGGUGUACUCAACUACGGACAGGGGUUGUUCGAAGGGAUGAAAGCUUACAGAAAGCAAGACGGUAAGAAUAUCCUCCUCUUCCGUCCUGAAGAGAAUGCUACACGUAUGAGAUGUGGUGCUGAGAGGAUGUGUAUGCCUGCUCCUACCAUUGACCAGUUUGUCAAAGCUGUGAAAGCAACUGUUUUAGCAAAUAAACGUUGGGUUCCACCUCCAGGUAAAGGUUCCUUGUACAUUAGACCGUUGCUAAUGGGAACUGGAGCUGUUCUUGGUCUUGCUCCUGCACCAGAAUAUACUUUCCUUGUCUAUGUCUCUCCUGUUGGAAACUACUUCAAAGAAGGUGUGUCACCAAUCAAUUUGAUUGUGGAAAGUGAAUUUCACCGUGCGACACCUGGUGGUACGGGAGGUGUUAAAACCAUUGGCAAUUAUGCUGCAGUUUUAAAAGCACAGUCGGUGGCAAAAGCCAAAGGAUAUUCAGAUGUUUUGUACCUUGAUUGCAUUUACAAAAGAUAUCUUGAGGAGGUCUCCUCAUGCAAUAUCUUCAUUGUCAAGGACAAUGUGGUCUCUACUCCUGAAAUAAGAGGAACCAUCUUACCAGGGAUUACGCGGAAAAGUAUAGUUGACGUUGCUCGUAGCCAAGGGCUUAAGGUGGAGGAACGGAAUGUGACAGUGGAUGAGUUACUAGAGGCGGACGAGGUUUUCUGCACUGGAACCGCUGUGGUUGUCUCUCCCGUUGGAAGCAUUACUUACAAAGGCAAAAGAGUAUCGUACGGAGAAGGUAGCUUUGGACCUGUCUCGGAGAAACUCUACACCGUUCUGACAAGCUUGCAAAUGGGUCUGACUGAGGAUAACAUGAAAUGGACUGUGAAUCUCAGUUGAAAAAAAACAGGCAAAGGCAUUGUUAUAUCAAUAUAUGACUGCUUAGUUCUUGUUAUCAUUUUCAUGUAGUCUGCGUUUCGUAUUCGUGAAACUAUAAACUGGUCGAUCUUAAAAGUGGAGAUCUUACAACUUA
Brassica oleracea var. oleracea is the source of this 1514-nucleotide messenger RNA. RefSeq names its product branched-chain-amino-acid aminotransferase 3, chloroplastic. Bases 125 to 1381 code for a protein of 418 amino acids. The transcript has 9 exons. NCBI's taxonomy places the organism in Eukaryota, Viridiplantae, Streptophyta, Magnoliopsida, Brassicales, Brassicaceae. Gene Ontology annotation, cellular component: chloroplast. Gene Ontology annotation, molecular function: branched-chain-amino-acid:2-oxoglutarate transaminase activity. Gene Ontology annotation, biological process: branched-chain amino acid metabolic process. The record is from RefSeq and is a predicted model, not a curated record.